AUGGCAUGCCGCUACACUCAAUCCAGGCAGAGCCGGCUGGUUUGGUGCAAUCUGGAAGUUUGUUGUAACAAGAGACAGAACAAAAAACACAAGGAAGAGCCUGGCAGCUGCAUAAAACUCCCUCCAAGCUCUGUUCUCCACAGAAGUUCACCAGCCUCAGCAAUCAGCAUGACCAGCCAGUCUCAGGGAAUCCAGCAGCUUUUGCAGGCAGAAAAACGUGCCAAGGACAAACUGGAGGAAGCCAAAAAAAGAAAGGGGAAAAGGCUGAAGCAGGCCAAGGAAGAAGCCACAGCCGAGAUAGACCACUACAGGUUACAGAGGGAGAAGGAAUUUAGGAGCAAGCAAACGAAUGUAAUGGGCUCCCAAGGUAACGUCUCUGCUAAAAUAGAAGAGCAAACAGCAGAAACCAUUCGAAACCUCACGAGCAGCUACCACAGGAACAUGGAGACCGUGAUGAAAAAGCUCUUGAGCACAAUAUGUGACAUCAGCCCUGAAAUUCACCCUAACUUCAGACAUGAAGUUUAAGAUCCACUGAUGUGCUGUGUUUGUAAAAAGUAGCCUCCUUUCUUGAUAAGCAUAAAUACUUCCUCAUGUAUUGUUUCUGCACGUGUGAGAAAAAAAAAAGAACACUAAAGCCAAAAGCACACAAUUCACACAGGCUUUUGAUGUGACAGGAAUUAUACAUGGUUUUGCAAGCAUUUGUUGUAAUAUUGUUUCCUGUUAGUAGCUAAGCCCCUGUCAUUUAGACAGGGGCAAGUCAACAACAGUAGAAUAAAUGA
Messenger RNA from Myiozetetes cayanensis, 779 nucleotides. RefSeq names its product ATPase H+ transporting V1 subunit G3 (gene ATP6V1G3). The coding region runs from base 1 to 525 and encodes 174 amino acids. Gene Ontology annotation, cellular component: vacuolar proton-transporting V-type ATPase complex. Gene Ontology annotation, molecular function: proton-transporting ATPase activity, rotational mechanism. Gene Ontology annotation, biological process: proton transmembrane transport. The record is from RefSeq and is a predicted model, not a curated record. NCBI's taxonomy places the organism in Eukaryota, Metazoa, Chordata, Aves, Passeriformes, Tyrannidae. The transcript has 4 exons.